Messenger RNA from Linum trigynum, 1746 nucleotides. The record is from the annotation of a GenBank genome assembly. NCBI's taxonomy places the organism in Eukaryota, Viridiplantae, Streptophyta, Magnoliopsida, Malpighiales, Linaceae.
AUGGCAGCGAUGCUCCUCGCGAAGCCAGCAUUUUGUGGAUUCUGCCGCUGCCUGCUGCUGCUCCUGCUCUUGCUGCUGGUGGCGGCUCCGGCGAGGAUUUGCGAGUCCGUUAGAUCUGACAAGGAAAUGAGGGAGAGGUUCUACGGCAAUUUGAUCAAUUCCUCCUCUCCCGGCGAUGGAGAAGGGAGUAUCGCCCAAAUGUUCGAUCGUGUUCUCGAGAAAGAGUUCUCCGAGAAUGAUCAGCCUGAAGGUUCUGAUGGAAGCAACUUCAAUAACAGUGUAAAUGACCAACAGGCUGUGUUGGAAACGGUAGCCAAAGUUACCCAUGAGAAGGGCAAGAAAAAUGACUCACAGCCGGGAAGUGGACCAAGAUCCUUUCAGCUCCAAGAUGUAUUUUCUCUGGAGAAUGAAGAUUCUGAGGAUGGCACUACCCUGAUUGACAAAAAGGACAAUGUCUUUGUCAUGUCAAAUAAGAAAUCCAAGUAUCCAGUACUUCAAGUCGAUUUGAGAUUGAUUUCUGAUCUGGUGGUUGUCAUAGUUUCUGCUGCCAUUGGUGGAAUUAUCUUCUCGUGUUUGGGACAGCCGAUUAUUGUGGGUUAUCUUCUUGCUGGGUCACUCAUUGGACCAGGAGGUCUUAAGUUCAUCAGUGAGAUGGUGCAGGUUGAAACAUUUGCGCAGUUUGGUGUUAUAUUUCUACUUUUUGCUUUAGGCCUUGAGUUUUCUAUAACAAAGUUGAGGGUGGUGGGUGCUGUUGCUGUGUUUGGAGGUUUUCUUCAAAUUGUGAUAUUUAUGUUCUUGUCCGGUGUAACUGCCAUGCUGUGUGGAGCAGAGUUGUCUGACGGUGUUUUUGUUGGAUCCUUCUUGUCAAUGUCAUCAACAGCAGUGGUGGUGAAAUUCUUAGCUGAGCGUAACAGCACUAGUUCUCUUCAUGGUCAAAUUACAGUUGGGACUCUGAUUCUUCAGGACUGUGCUGUUGGAUUGUUGUUUGCUUUACUCCCAGUGUUGGGUGGCAGCAGUGGGUUACUACAUGGAAUGAUUUCAAUGGGGAAAUUGUUGUUGGUGUUGUCCAUGUACCUCACUGCUGCAUCAUUUUUGUCUUGGUCCUUUGUUCCUCGCUUUCUGAAGCUAAUGAUCCAGAUAUCAUCUCAAACAAAUGAACUUUAUCAGCUUGCUGCUGUGGCCUUCUGCUUGCUAUCUGCUUGGUGCAGUGACAAAUUAGGCCUCAGUCUUGAGUUGGGUUCAUUUGUAGCUGGAGUUAUGAUAUCCACAACUGACUUUGCACAGCAUACUUUAGACCAGGUGGAGCCAAUUCGUAAUCUGUUUGCCGCCCUGUUUCUUGCAAGUAUUGGAAUGCUUAUACACGUGCAUUUUCUGUGGAAUCACGUUGACAUACUACUAGCAUCAGUGAUUAUGGUUGUAGUUGUGAAGACAACUGUUACUGCUUUGGUUAUUAAAACCUUUGGAUAUGGCAUCAGGACAUCAUUUCACGUUGGAGUGUUGCUUGCUCAAAUUGGGGAGUUUGCUUUUGUUCUACUUAGUCGUGCCUCAACUCUUAACCUCGUUGAGGGGAAAAUGUACCUUCUCCUUCUUGGAACAACCGCUCUAAGUCUGGUCACAACACCUCUCCUGUUCAAAUUGAUACCUAAUGUCAUGAAUCUCGGAGUCCUUUUGCAAUGGUUUCCACCAGAAACCGUCCCGAAUGAGGAGAAGGUUUCAAUGAUCGAAGCACAUAACAGAGUCUUGUGA